AUGCCAUCAGACCCACGUUCAGGGGUCUUGACUCUGCUCCAUACAGCAUGCGGUGCAGGCGUAUUAGCUAUGCCGUUUGCAUUCAAGCCGUUUGGGUUAAUGCCAGCUUUGAUAACACUGACGUUCUGUGGAGUAUGUUCCAUGUGUGGGUUGCUAUUGCAGACGCGAAUAGUGAAGUACGUACCUAAAUCUGAAAACGCUUCAUUUGCUAAACUCACACAACUAAUCAACCCAUCGUUGAGUAUAGUAUUUGAUUUUGCCAUUGCUGUUAAGUGUUUUGGAGUUGGUGUCUCUUACUUGAUUAUUGUCGGAGACCUGAUGCCACAGAUAAUGUCAUCGAUCUUAUACCGUAAUGAUGAUAACACCGGGGAUUCGCAAGAGCAUCACUGGUUCUUGGACAGGCGAUUAUACAUAUCUUUAGUCAUAACGUUUGUCAUUGCUCCCUUAUGCUUCAAGAAAAGCCUAAAUUCUCUACGGCAUGCUUCUAUGAUUGCUAUUGUUAGUGUUGCUUAUUUGUGUGGCUUGAUUAUUUACCAUUUUCUAAAUCGGUCCCAAUUAGAGAGAGGCCAAGUCUAUUUUAUGACACCCCACCAAGAUGCCCAAUCUCAUUCAUCUCUGACAACGUUGCCGAUUUUUGUGUUUGCUUAUACUUGUCAUCAUAAUAUGUUUAGUGUCAUUAAUGAACAAGCAGACAAGAGCUUCAAGAUCCUCAGAAAAAUUCCUAUUGUUGCCAUUUCUUUGGCCUAUAUUUUAUACAUCGUUAUUGGUGGAACAGGUUAUAUGACCUUCGGUGAUAAUAUUGUUGGGAAUAUUAUCACACUAUACCCGAACUCCAUAUACACCACCAUCGGAAGGCUGGCUAUGCUACUACUCGUUACGUUAGCAUUCCCGCUACAAUGUCAUCCCUGUAGAUCGUCCAUAAAAAACAUGAUUGUUUUUAUUGAAAACUUAAGAAAGGGCACGACGCAUGAUACCACGACUGGCUUUAUUCCUCUAGACAAUCUAAGUAGUGAAGAUCCCCAAGAAAUAGCACAACAAGACAACGAGCAAUCAAAUCUGCCAGGUGAAUCAAUAAGACAAACUAAUGUCAUCACUCUUUGUAUCUUGAUAUUUUCAUAUUUGUUGGCCAUUUCAAUUACUUCCCUGGCCAAAGUCCUAGCCAUUGUUGGAGCUACGGGAUCCACAUCUAUCUCUUUUAUUUUACCUGGUCUUUUUGGCUACAAAUUAAUCGGCUCAGAGUUUACCAACAGGAAUGACAGAGUGCCGACAAGUGUAAAGAUUUUCAAGUAUUUAGGUCUAUUCCUAUUUAUUUGGGGUAUAGCAGUAAUGGUAACUUCUUUAUUUGCUACCGCAUUUUUAGGAUCAUCAUCCCAUUGA
Messenger RNA from Saccharomyces eubayanus, 1377 nucleotides. RefSeq names its product amino acid transporter (gene AVT5). Gene Ontology annotation, biological process: amino acid transmembrane transport. Lineage: Eukaryota; Fungi; Ascomycota; Saccharomycetes; Saccharomycetales; Saccharomycetaceae. The transcript has a single exon. Gene Ontology annotation, molecular function: L-serine transmembrane transporter activity; L-glutamate transmembrane transporter activity; L-arginine transmembrane transporter activity. Gene Ontology annotation, cellular component: fungal-type vacuole membrane. The record is from RefSeq and is a predicted model, not a curated record. Bases 1 to 1377 code for a protein of 458 amino acids.